AUGGAUACUAUAUUUACGAUAUUUAUCGUACUAGCUCUUGGCCUAUACGGGGAAUGCAAAUGGCAAAAUGAUGAGCAAUUUCAUCAUUAUCAGAAUAGUCGCAGAUCUACUGCCAAUCAUAUGCCUCUUUAUCAAGACAAAACAACCACUAUUCCAGAUCCGCCAGAUCAUAAUAAACUGAUCCCAAUGGCUAGAUAUGUCUUGCAUAAUACCGAUUGGGCGUCCAUAGCAACUAUAUCUGUUUUACCCGCAAUCAAAGGAUUCCCUUUUUCGAAUGUCAAGUCGAUUGUGGAUGGCUCCCUUGCCAACUCCACAGGAAUUCCUUACUUCUAUAUGUCACCAAUGGAUUUCACAGCACGGGAUUUAGCAAAAAAUAGCCGAGCUACUGUUAUGGUGUCUUUAGAGGAAACUAACUACUGUGAAAAGAAAGGCAUCGAUCCGGAGGACCCCCGUUGUACAAGACUUAUACUGUCAGGAAAAAUGAGAAAGGUGAGAGACAAUACUACUGAGUACACAUUUGCCAAAGCGGCUCUCUUCGAAAGACAUCCGGCUUUUGCUAACUUCCCUCCAGACCAUAACUGGUUCGUGGCAAAGUUGAAAAUCGCACAGAUCGCAAUGAUCGACUGGUUUGGAGGCGCUAAAUACUUGUCAGUGAGGGAUUACUUGGCGUACAACUACACAGGAUUGGAAAUGCUACAACAUGCACAGUCACAGGCGCCAGUGACGCACAUGACGUAA
Messenger RNA from Diatraea saccharalis (sugarcane borer), 738 nucleotides. NCBI's taxonomy places the organism in Eukaryota, Metazoa, Arthropoda, Insecta, Lepidoptera, Crambidae. The record is from the annotation of a GenBank genome assembly.